AUGACAAGUGGAAACCAAAAUGGCCAAGCAACGGACGAGGCGGAGGAAGAGAAUCGAGAUGACUUGUCCAUUUCACCAAAUGAGGAGGAGGGAAACGCUGAGGGAGGGGACUCCAGUGAGAGGUGCGCAGUGGAAUAUCCUCUUGGAGAAAGCCAAGGAGAAAUCAAGGUAAGGGUAGGCAACAAAGAAGCAAAGGAGGAAAAGGUAGCCAAAGAAAACGAGGUGAUGCCUCCGCACAAAGAUGCCACUUCAUACGAAGCCACUCUCCAAAAGGAGGAUGGUUGUGCGAAUAGUGAUAACGCAAAUAAAGAUGACACAAAAGAAUUGGUAAUUCAAGAAAAAGGGGAAGGACAGUCCAUCGUGCAGUUAAACGACGGUGAAAAUGCAACCGGUGAAAAUAGGUACGGUGAAAGUGCAACCGGUGAAAAUGCAACUGGUGAAAAUGCAACCGGUGAAAGUGCAACCGGCGAAAGUGCAACCGGCGAAAGUGCUACGGAAGACGCCCCCCUCAGUGAUAUCUCCUUCAGCGAGGAUUUCUUCGACCAGGCGUCUCAAUUUCAAAAGGCCCCAGAAGACCCGAAGGAGCAGAACCCAAACCAACUAGCAGAUUUAUACAAGGAGAUGAAAAAAUGCGAGGAUCUCUUUUUGAGCCACUUCGAUUGCACAGGAGAUGACUCCAAAACAAUGGAGAUGAUAAGAAUCGGGGUGGAAGCAAAUGAAGAGAGACAAGAAAAGAAAUGUAAAGUGAAUAUCCCCCAGAUUAACUUCACUUCCAUGGAAGCCAUUUCUCAGUUCAUGGUGAACGAGGACAUGUACGACAAUGAUGAUCCACCCAUCGAACGACAACUUUUCGAGCACGUCAAACAAUUCACGCAAGAGCAGAAAAAAAAAAAUAAAAAGAACAAGAUGAACAAGUACUACCUUGGGGUUAGGAGUUAUCUGAAUACCUUACCGCCCAGUAUGCACCAAAAAAUUUUUAGGGAGUACCGGAAAAACUUUUAG
Molecule: messenger RNA, 1002 nt
Organism: Plasmodium knowlesi strain H
Lineage: Eukaryota; Apicomplexa; Aconoidasida; Haemosporida; Plasmodiidae
Product: conserved Plasmodium protein, unknown function
Exons: 2
Coding region: 1-1002 (333 amino acids)
Source: RefSeq, a predicted model, not a curated record